ACUACAUGUACAUAGUUGGCUCUUUACAUGUUAGACUAGAGCCUACUAGAGGUGGAAAAGUUAGAAAACUAUACAUUACGAGUACUUUUUACUUGUUUGUUAGCAUUUCAGGACCACUUCUCUUAAUUCAAGAGAGAAUCAACUAUAAAUAUCGUGAGUUUCGACCAGUGAAACAGAGACAACAAGUCUGAAGUCAUCACAUAUCACACUGCCAGUCACUGGCACUGCACUGACUGACUGACUCGAUCGAGGCGAAGCGCAUACCAUACGCCAGGGCCCAGGCGAGGCCGGGCUGCCUAAGCUAAUUCAGGCUUAGCGCAAGGUAGGCCUUCAUUCAAGCCUAGUUUACGCGUGAAGACCUUCCAGCUACCUGCUCACUCGGGAUCUUGUCUUUGCCUUCUGUCUUUGCCUGUGACUGUGACUAGCUGUUGGAGACGGGAUGCGGCAAGUGGCACACUGCAAAAUAAUUUGAUUUUUUGCCUGUUGCCUUCAAACCAUGGAUCGAAGACCUUUAGAUCGAGUGUUUUUUGUCUACGAUCACUCUGUUAUUCAGAGGGAAGAAGAUGAUCCGAAAGAUGCCAUAGCGUACUUUUAUCCUCCAAAUUUUCCAAUCGACACCCAAUGUUUGCUGUGCGGACAACUAAUGGGGAUGGUCAACUUUUUGAAGAUCUUGUGUUCAUCAGAGCCUCGUAUCUUCAAACUCAGGAAGAUGAAAGUCACAACAAAGCAUGAAGGAAAUUUUACUCUGGCCUUGGCACAUGAUCCUAAGCUAUCAGAUACAGUUGCCAUAGCAAUGGUUAAAAACCUUUACGACUUGUUCUGCAUGUACCAUGGUUCUCUUACAAGACUCUUAAAGCACUGUCAUGGCAACAGGGAGACAUUCUCUUCCCAGAUGUCAUCAAUAUGGAAUUGUUACUUGCCAUUCAUACGUCACCAUGGAAGCAACAUGAAGAUGAUCUUCCAUGCAGUACCGACUAUAGAACUACCCAAGAAAUGUGGAUGGAUUUUUCUCAAGUGUUCCCACCUUCUGCAAUGGUUAAAACGGAAACCAUGGUUACUAGCUGGUUGUAUUCUCUACAAAAAUAAGGUGUUAUGUACUCAGAUGACCUCUGACCUUAUGAGUAGGUUAUUUCUAGUCAAGGCUUCACAAAGCCCUUUUCCAGGAGAAAAGAUCACAACAGAUUUUGACUUGCCUUUUGGAGUGCGCCUCUUAUCCAUUUAUCUUCGCGACAAGGAGUACAAACUAUUCGCAAAGCAGGAGAGUGCAGCCGAUAUAAGGCAUGGACAAGGGGUUGCUAUGUCAGAGGGAUCUGUUGAAAGUAAUGAUGAAAGUCAUCAAAAAGAGGAAUCAGGGUCGGGAGAUGGUGAUCAAAUGUCAGUAACAACUCUACCGUAUCCACGACAACUCGAGGAAGAUGGGAGCAACAGGUGCAAUAGAGACUCUUCUGAGAGUGAUGCUGGGCGGAGAACAAGCAGUUCUCCAGAAAGCAGUGAUGCCAUCAGCCAGUUUACAGAGACCAAUGAUGCAUUGAUGGACCCUGGAAGACAUCGCUGUCACCAUGGUGAUGAGGAAGAUACUAAAUGUUCUUUAACAGAUGAGGAGAUUGUAGUAACAGAAUGCAGAAGAAAUAUUCCUGAAUUCGAGGGUAGGAGACAAGAACAUUUAAGUGAUGGUGCCAAGACCAGUGAGGAUGCCAAGGUCAUAGAUAUUGGGAACCAAGAGGCUGAAGUGACACGAGACAUUGACAACUUCAGAGAAUCUGGGAAAAGUCAAGAUAGAGAAGAUAUUCAUAACAAGUCAAAUCAUGAACAUAGCAAAGUAGAAGCCACUGGCAUUGCCUUUGACACAAAAGUUAGUGAGAUUAAUGGCAUCAUUCACAAUCAUGAAGACAUUAUUUGUGGUUAUAACAAUAAGCAUUUACGUUCUCACAUUAGUAGUUCACACUCAAAUGAAAGUAAGGACAAGGAAACAGGACUAUACCAUUCUGGUGAAGAAGAAACCAGCAGCAAGACUGUAAUCUCAACAGCAGUAUCUGAACUGAAUGCAGGUUGCAUUGGUGACUUUCUUUUGCCAAAGGUUGAAGUGAACCAUGCUGUGGAGAAUCUUGAAGAUGAACCCUUUGAGAUCCAUAUCAACCCACUAGACAGUGAGUCAUCUCCGGAACAUUCAGACUCUUCAGGCAAUGCAGGAAUGGCCAGACGUAUGUUGGAGCCAUUAGCAGAUGACAAUGGGAACAUUCUCCCCCAGGAUGAAUUUGCACAUUUAGAUAGGAUGGAUGCAGGGGCUGGUGAAUAUAGUCAGGCAGUUGGAUUGAGGAAUGGUGGAGAUGAUAGGAUGUUGGGGAAUAUCCAGGAUUCUAUUACUCUGAGCAAAAAUAACAGCCACAGUAGGGAUUCUUUGAGUCAGGAAAGGUUACCUGCGAUGCAGCAAUUGCCGCAAAGUGGUGGGCAACAGCCUUCUUUGAAGACAACCUUCUCACAUUCCUAUAGCAAUGAACACAUUCCACAUGGUACUGAGCCAAACUUUGCCAAACAUGAAGGAAAUGUGGACUAUUCUUCAGUUCCUGAAUACAGUACUCCCAAGGCUUCAAGGAAUCUAAGCAGAUCUGGAGCUGAUGAUGCAUCUACAGAUUCACUAAGGCAAACCGAUCAGACAUCUUAUUGUGCAAACUCAGCUCUGCUCACUGACAACUCUGAUCAAACCAACCAUCCCAACUCGAACACUGUUCAACCCACCAGUGACCAAGGAUCAGGGUCUAUGGCUGUUUCAGUCCAGCAUGAUUCUGUAGCUUCAGACCAGCCUAAGGAUAAUCCUCAGUCCCCUACAGGAUGCCUUGUCAGAGCAGAUGGCACAAGGAGAAAAGGAUGGACUCGUUCAAGAUCCAGUCUUAGUCUCACAUCACCUACUUCAGGAAAGAAAGUGAUCUCUCAAGAAGCAUCAGAGGAAGAAAGAACAAAGGUUGAAGGUAUGGUCAAUGUUUCCCUCUAUGUCCAAGCACAUUCCGACACGAUGCUGAUCUUCCUUGGAAAGAAAGAUUGGAUCCAGGAUAGGAAAAGACUUCUAGAUAUGUGGCAGUCACUUGUCAUGAAGCUCUCAGAGCUAGAACCUGAACUUCAGCAAGUAUUGGACGAUAAAGUCCCACACCAGGAGCAAGAUCAAGUCUACAACUUUCUUCAGUUUAGUCCUUUUGAGAAAUCAGUCAAAACCAAUACUGCUAGUGUCCUGACAAUGGAGAAUAAAGAAUUUGGGAAUGUUGUUGAUGCAAUGCAUGAAAUGUUUGUCUCCAAAGACCAAGUCAACCAUCUUGUGAUGAGAGGUCAGCACAGUACAGUGAUUGGGAGUCAGAACGACGCUUACCAGACCUACUACCAGCCAUUGAGGCCGCAAUCCAGUUUUACCACAUCGACAUCGUCGUCGUCGUCACCAUCACCAGGUUCGUCGUCUACCAUCAUGCAUGCAACCUCUGCCAUGGCAACAAGACAGGGUAAGCUAGAGGUCCAGGCGGAGAAGAUUCUCUUGAGAGAUCAUGGGAUCCGAUUUAUGUAGCAUGUUCUUGUUGUCUUCACCACCAUCUACAUCACCAUCUUCAACAUUAUCAUUGUUGUACAUUAGAUAACAAUAUUGUUCAUAUUGAUAGCUUACCUACAUAACAACGGUGCUAAAGGGACUCCCAUGUUGAUCUGGCUUAGCUCAGUUUCAUAUUUACAGUGUGCAUGGGAUUCAAGAAAAGUCAUUCGUGCUGGGAUAUGUUACACCUGGAUGGAGAGUGGCAAAUGUAGAUUAAUGUCUUGCAAACAGACUUAAGUGUGGCAAUGGGAUUCAAACCCAGAACUCUUGGUUCAGAGUCUUGGGGACUUGACCACUGGUCCAUGACACCACAUCAUCAUCAUUGUCAUCAUCUUUAUUAUCAUUGUCAUCAUCUUUAUCAUCAUCAUUAUCAACAUCU
Molecule: messenger RNA, 3947 nt
Organism: Lytechinus variegatus (green sea urchin)
Lineage: Eukaryota; Metazoa; Echinodermata; Echinoidea; Temnopleuroida; Toxopneustidae
Exons: 13
Coding region: 497-3547 (1016 amino acids)
Biological process (GO): vesicle-mediated transport
Source: RefSeq, a predicted model, not a curated record